AUGGCAUCUAAAAGGGCACCAAUUCUUGGGAACAAAGAAGAUACCAAUUUCAAUGAGGCUUUGAAACUAUACGAUAGCAAGCAAUACAAAAAGGCACUCAAACUUGUGGAUGCAAAUUUGAAGAAAAACUCCAGUCAUGCCGCGUCGUUGACCUUGAAAGGAUGUAUCAACUACUACAUUGGCAACAAACCUGAAGCAGAGCUGUAUAUCGUUAAAGGAUUGACCAAGGGUGAAAAUAACUAUAUUGUGAACCACUUGGCUGGGAUUUACUACAGGGCAGUCGAGAAUUACACUGAUGCUGCCAAAUGGUUGAAAGCCGCCAUUGAUAAUGGUUCUCCAAAUAAGCAAAUUUUGAGGGACUUAUCAAACUUGCAAGUCCACAUUAGAGACUACAAGAGCUUAGUCAGCUCUAGGCAAGGAUAUUUGGAAUUCCAGCCUGGUUACAGGGCCAAUUGGACAGGUACUGCUAUUGCUCUUCACUUGAACAAGAACUAUAAGGGUGCUAUUUCCACAUUGACCAAAAUUGAGUCCAUAAUUAAGGAGCACUUACAAGACCAAGACAUGUAUGAACAGAGCGAAUGUCUUUUGUACAAGAAUGAUAUCAUUUUUCAAAGUGGUGAUGUUCAAAAAGCCUUAGAGACUUUGGAAGAUGAUAAACCAUUCAUCAAAGACAUGUUAUCGUUUUUGGAAUACAAAGCUAAAUACUUGAUGGUUUUGGGGAGAACUCAGGAAUCGUCUAUUGUUUACAGGCAGUUGAUCCAAAGAAAUCCAGACAACAUUGAGUAUUACAAACAAUUGGAAAUUUGCCUCAAUAUAUUUGAAAAGCCUUUGAGCUCGAGAAUUAAAUUGUAUGAAAACUUGAAUAAGUUUUAUCCAAAAGCUGAUCCUCCCAAAUACUUACCAAUGAUGUUUAUUCCUUCUUCCCAUCCCGCUUUUAAAGAAAAGGCUCAGAAUUAUAUCUUGGGCCAAUUGAAAAAAGGUGUCCCAGCUAGUUUUGUUAACAUCAAGCCAAUUUUGAAGAAUCCAAAAAAAUUGAAGAUCAUUGAGGAAAUAGUGGCGAGUUUCUUUGAAAACGCGUUGUCUAAUUACGAUCCAACCAUCAAGGUCUGGGGUCUCUACUUUCUCAGUCAGCUCUCACUCUAUCAGAAAGAUCUUGCAACUGCUACCAAGUAUAUUGAUACUGCUUUAGAACAUUCUCCAACCUUGGUAGAAUUAUACAUUUUGAAAGCUAGAAUAUUAAAGCAUUACAAGAAAUAUGAAGCUGCUGCUCAAAUUAUGGAUGAGGGCCGUCAAUUGGAUUUGCAGGAUAGAUUCGUUAAUUCUAAGGCUACUAAGUAUUACUUGAGAGCAAAUGAAAUUGACAAGGCUGUGGAUUUGAUUUCAUUAUUUACGAAGUUGGAUAAGGAUGCCGUAAAUGGUUGUAAGGAUUUGCAUACCAUGCAAGCGAAUUGGUUUAUUACCGAAAGUGCCGAAGCUUACAAAAGGCUAUACCACCAAUACGAGGAAGAAUUGGCCAGUAUUGAGAAGACACCAGAAAAUGAAGAGAUAAUCGGUAGUCUUCAUGACAAAAUUGAAACAUAUAAAGGGUUAGCAUUGAAGCGUUACACAGCUGUUGUGAAGAUUUUUGAUAUUUUUUUUAAUGAUCAGUUUGACUUCCACUUCUACUGUCUAAGACGCGGGACCCCAAGGGACUACAUCAAGACAUUACAAUGGGAAGAUACCAUUCAUUCCACUCCGAUAUAUGUUAGAGUUAUCAAAGGAUUAUCUGAGAUCUACUUGGAAAUCUAUAAAGAGCAGCAGCAAAAGAAGGCAGUUGAAGGUGAAGACGACGGAACUACAGUCAUCAAAAAGAACAACAAAAAGAACAAAAAGGCCAAAGCACAAUCUUUAAAAAAGAAAGAAUCUUUAAUUGCCAAAGUGGAAUCUGAAAAGGACGAUGCCGAUCCCUUGGGUACAAAGUUAUUGAGUGACUUGGUCAAUAAUGCUCAUGGAAAUAUCAUCGACAACUUACUCAAGUUGUCUCAACCGCUUUUGAACGAGGCCAAAGAUUAUCAAUUUAACUGGGAGUUAUCGUUCAAAUUGAAUUUGAUCAAAUCUAAAUAUGUCUUAAGCUUACAAGCUAUUAAGAAUUUGAAUUCGAUUUUAAGUCUUAGAGGAAGGAUCACCUCCAAAAUUCCUCAGAUAGAGCAAUUGGUAACUGAGUUGGGCGAGGCUGUUUCAAAGGAUGAAUCGGUUAAUGAGGCAAUCAAAAAAGUUGUUAAAAUGGGAUUGUCUGCUUCUUUGUCUGAUUAUAAGGAAGCUUACGAGCCAUAUCUCAAUUAA
Molecule: messenger RNA, 2322 nt
Organism: Yamadazyma tenuis ATCC 10573
Lineage: Eukaryota; Fungi; Ascomycota; Pichiomycetes; Serinales; Debaryomycetaceae
Product: peptide alpha-N-acetyltransferase complex A subunit
Biological process (GO): N-terminal peptidyl-methionine acetylation
Cellular component (GO): cytoplasm; NatA complex
Molecular function (GO): protein binding
Source: RefSeq, a predicted model, not a curated record